AAAUUUUUCUUUUGCAACACUUGAUAGUAGGACCCAUAAAUAUCAUAGAAUCAAUCUAUCCUACGGGUCUUGUGUUCAAUACUGUGAAUUCUAGAAAUUUGUCUUCUUUUCUACGUUGAGUGCGUGAAGCAAUAAUGAAUAAACAGAAAUUACAGAUGAGGAGGUGAAUAUUAAGUUCAAGCUACUCUACUGUUUUGACAGAGCAAUUUUUCCUAUUAUAGAAUUCCUUCAACUUUAUGUAAAAAUUUCACAAAAGAAUCACGGAACAAACAAGUUGGUAGUGCUUACUUUUAGAUUUGUGUAUAUAAAAUUGAAGGUGUGAGUGAAGUGAUGUUAUUAUAUGAUAAAGUAUUAUUAUCACUUACAUGUUGCCGCCUGUAAUAAAGGAAAUGGAAGAUGGGUCUUCCCCUGUGGGUAAGGGAAGGGCAGAGCAGUACAAAGGGAGGGUCACUGUUCAUGUCAUCAUCGCUUGCAUUGUUGCUGCAACUGGUGGAUCCCUCUUUGGCUAUGAUGUUGGUAUUUCAGGAGGAGUUGCUUCCAUGGAUGACUUUCUUCAGAAUUUCUUCCCUGCAGUGUACAAACAUAAAAUGGAAGCACAUGAAAACAACUAUUGCAAGUAUAACAAUCAGGGCAUUUCUGCAUUUACCUCUACUUUAUACAUUUCUGGUUUUGUUGCAUCUAUAGUCGCAGCUCCAGUUACAAGGAAGUACGGACGGAGGACAAGUAUCAUAAUUGGUGGUAUCAACUUUCUCAUUGGCUCAGCUCUGAAUGCUGCAGCUGUUGAUCUGGAAAUGCUCAUCAUAGGAAGGGUUCUUCAAGGUGUUGGCAUUGGAUUUGGAAACCAGGCUAUUCCGCUGUAUUUGUCAGAGAUGGCGCCAACUCAUUUUCGUGGAGCCCUGAACAUGAUGUUUCAAGUCGCAACCACUUUUGGGAUUUUUACAGCAAAUAUGAUCAAUUAUGGAACACAACAGAUUCAGCCAUGGGGGUGGAGGUUGGCCCUUGGCCUUGCUGCAAUACCAACUCUUUUGAUGACUGUCGGUGGAAUAUUUAUUCCAGAGACUCCAAAUAGCUUAGUGGAAAGAGGAUCAAAGGAACAAGGGAGGAAGCUCCUUGAAAAAAUCAGAGGAACGAAUGAGGUCGACGCAGAGUUCCAAGAUAUGCUUGAUGCAGGUGAAUUGGCAAAAUCAAUAAAGCACCCUUAUUGGAACAUCCUUAAAAGAAGAUAUAGACCGGAGUUGGUCAUGGCUAUCUGCAUGCCUGCAUUCCAGAUUCUGACUGGCAUAAAUUCAAUUCUCUUUUAUGCUCCAAUGCUGUUUCAAAGCAUGGGAUUUGGCAGAGAGGCAUCUCUCUACUCCUCAGCCUUGACUGGAGUAGUUCUUGCCUUAUCAACAUUCAUUUCUAUUGCAACAGUAGAUAGAUUGGGGAGAAGACCCUUGCUCAUUAGUGGUGGAAUACAGAUGAUUAUAUGCCAGGUUAUAGCUGCCAUAAUUUUGGGGGUCAAGUUUGGAGAAAACCAAGAGUUGUCAAAAAGUUAUUCAAUAUCGGUUGUAGUUGUACUUUCUCUAUUUGUUCUAGCUUUUGGAUGGUCAUGGGGUCCUCUAGGAUGGACAGUACCAAGUGAAAUAUUUCCAUUAGAAGUUCGAUCAGCAGGACAGAGUAUUACCGUUGCAGUAAACCUCCUGUUCACUUUCAUAAUUGCGCAGGCAUUCCUUUCCCUUCUAUGUUCGUUCAAGUAUGGGAUCUUUCUGUUUUUUGCUGGCUGGAUAACCAUCAUGACCAUAUUUGUUGUUUUGUUUCUACCUGAAACCAAGGGAAUUCCCAUUGAGGAGAUGUCAAUUAUUUGGAGGAAACACUGGUUCUGGAAAAGGAUACUGCCGGAUGAUGCAGAUCGAAAAUCCCAAGACUCUGGAACUGAAUUAAUUAACUUAGAUAUGUUAUCAACUGCGUAUGAACAUGCAGUAUAGAACUGAUAAGUUUAUCCAGAUCAAUAGAGUUUACCUUUCGUUUGCUGUAAUUAUGAUAUUACACAACUACUCCUAUAAAGCUAUAGUUGAAAAGAACAAUCUAGUUCUUGUUGUAUUUAUGGGAAAUGAUAGUUAUAUUGAUUGUUUGAUUGAUUGUU
Trifolium pratense (red clover) is the source of this 2122-nucleotide messenger RNA. Its product is annotated as sugar transport protein 7-like. Gene Ontology annotation, cellular component: membrane. Gene Ontology annotation, biological process: monosaccharide transmembrane transport. NCBI's taxonomy places the organism in Eukaryota, Viridiplantae, Streptophyta, Magnoliopsida, Fabales, Fabaceae. Bases 366 to 1964 code for a protein of 532 amino acids. The record is from RefSeq and is a predicted model, not a curated record. The transcript has 4 exons. Gene Ontology annotation, molecular function: monosaccharide transmembrane transporter activity.